AUGGCCGUCAACAACAACAAGCUCCUUCUGUUAACAUUCGCCAUAUGCCGUCUAAUAGUAACGGUGGGAUUAACGGUGGUCCCGGAGCUGCUCGAUGUGGGACUUGACGGUCGACUGAGCGUGGACAAGCGGGAGCUGGAGGCGGCUUCGGUGGACUUCGGGAGGCUGAGCAGAGGGGCACCUUCGGAGGUGGUGCACCCUGCGACGGCGGAGGACGUGGCGAGGGUGGUGAAGGCUGCGUUCGAGUCUGGGUUCCCGGUGUCGGCGAGAGGACAGGGGCAUUCGAUAAACGGGCAAGCACUGAUAACAGAGAAGAAAGGGGUGGUGAUUCAAAUGGGAAAAGGUGGUGGUGGUGGUAGUGGUGUUAAAGUGUGUGACAAAGGAAUGUAUGUGGACGUGUGGGGUGGGGAGUUGUGGAUAGAGGUUUUGAGUGCAACAUUGGAGUAUGGGCUGGCUCCCAUGUCUUGGACUGAUUACUUGUACUUGUCUGUGGGUGGAACCCUAUCCAACGCUGGGAUUAGUGGACAAACCUUCAAUCACGGUCCUCAGAUCACCAAUAUUUACGAGCUCGAUGUAGUUACAGGAAAGGGUGAGUUGGUGACAUGUUCAGAACAUCGUAACUCGGAGUUGUUCCAUGCUGUUCUUGGAGGUCUUGGACAAUUUGGAAUCAUCACGAGGGCUCGAAUUGCUCUCGAACCAGCUCCUCACAGAGUUCGGUGGAUACGAGUACUGUAUUCGAAUUUUGGAAGGUUUUGUAAGGACCAGGAGUAUCUGAUUUCUCUGCAUGGGAAAGCAGGGAGAGAGAGAUUCGAUUAUGUGGAGGGUUUCGUGAUAGUUGAUGAAGGGUUGAUCAAUAAUUGGAGGUCUUCGUUUUUCUCAGCAAGUAACCCUGUUAAAAUCACUUCCCUCAACGCUGAUGGAGGUGUUUUGUACUGCUUGGAGAUCACCAAAAAUUACGACCAAGAGAACGCAGAUUCUGUUGACGAGGAAAUACAGGCUCUGUUGAAAAAGUUAGAUUUUAUACCAACAUCGGUGUUCACAACUGACUUGCCUUACGUGGAUUUUCUGGAUCGUGUACAUAAGGCAGAGUUGAAGCUUAGAUCCAAGGGUUUAUGGGAUGUUCCUCAUCCAUGGCUCAAUCUUUUUGUUCCAAGAUCAAGGAUAGGGGACUUCGACAAGGGUGUCUUUAAGGGCAUUCUGGGAAAUAAGACAAGUGGGCCUAUUCUCAUCUACCCUAUGAACAAAAGCAAUGGAAAUGCAAAGAAAGGAAAGAACAAGAAACACAGCUACAGCUAUGUGAUAGCAGUAGAAAGACACCGAGACACAGGAGGGUUGUAUUUUAGCCAACACAGGAAAUGGAAAUCGUCAUCAAAGCCAGCUAGGAAGUGA
Sphenostylis stenocarpa is the source of this 1389-nucleotide messenger RNA. The record is from the annotation of a GenBank genome assembly. Lineage: Eukaryota; Viridiplantae; Streptophyta; Magnoliopsida; Fabales; Fabaceae.